Messenger RNA from Brassicogethes aeneus, 1539 nucleotides. The record is from the annotation of a GenBank genome assembly. NCBI's taxonomy places the organism in Eukaryota, Metazoa, Arthropoda, Insecta, Coleoptera, Nitidulidae.
AUGGCUGGAAAUGAAGGUACAAGCGCAGAAUUGUUUCCUGGCUGGUCUUCAGUGGUCCACCAACCAUGUGAAGAACCCGAGGAAUCGGAAUUACCUAGUACAGUGGACAUGGCUGCCUUUAGCUCUGAAUUAAAUGUACCGCCUGCAAAUGCAUCACAAAUCAAUGCCAAAAGUGAUUCUGAUAGCGACUCAGAAGCAGAUUCAAGUAACUCUGGAAGUGAAGCUUCUCAGUCUUGCAGCCAAUCAGACUCGUCUGAUUCAGAUAGUUCAACGUCUAGCCAGGAAUCAUCGUCAAGAAGCCCAUCUCCAGAAUUUUCAGUGACAAGUUCACAAACAAAUGGGUUACGAUUAACCAUAGCUACAGUUCGUAAACCUGGCAGUCCCUCUAGUGAAAAAGUGAUGGAGAAGUCUUGCAAAAGUGCCAGUUCCAGUUCGGGUAGUCCAGCUUCAAGCGAUUCGGACAGUGACUCUGACACGUCAAAAAGUGAUUUACCAGUGACUAAAAGUGUUGUUAAAAAUGUGAAAGAUAAUCAAAAGAAACCUGUUAGUAAAGUACGAACGAAAGUUGUUGACAAGAAAGAUGAGAAGAAGGUUGGAAAGAAGGAAUCAUCAUCUUCACCUGUCAAAGGGGCCACUACCAGGGGAAAGGCCAAGAAAAGAACCAAAAAGUUACCGUUCGGCAUUGUGUUUAUUGGUCGGGUCGCGCGGGUGGCUGUCACUGCUAGCGGGUUUUGUUUUGUUGUUUGUGUCGUUCGAAAUAUGGUGCGACACGUGGAGUAUCUCGCCACCUCGGAUAAUGGGGAUUUGGCCGAAGGGGUUUGGGAGUAUGUUAAUAAUUUAGUGAAAAAUUACAGGACGAGGGAGACGCAGCAAAAUGAGCAUUAUCAGUUUUUCCUCGCGAAUGGUAUUAAAGAGGAUCAGAGGAAACGAGCCAUAUUGCUGAAUUCCAUGACUGACGAUACCUUCAUUUUAUUAAGAAAUUUGUGUGUUCCCGAUGCUCCAGAAAAAAUGACUUCGGAAAAAUUAAUGGAAAGUUUAUCCAAGCAUUGUACUCCCGUAGAGUCCUACUUCACGGUUAGAUUGAAGUUUUAUGGAGCUAAGAGAGGAGAUGAAGAAAACGUGGCCGAUUGGGCUGCUAGGGUUCGUAGUUUAGCGUCUGGGUGCAAAUUUGGGGACGAAUUCAAGAUAGUGUCACGAGAUAUCUUUGUUGCUGGUAUUGGGUCUGGUCCCAUAAUGGAUAGACUUAUGGAGGAAAAUGCAACCUCCGAUAAAGCCACGUGGGAGCACAUGCUUAAAUUAGCUCUUAGUAAAGAAGCCGUGCUGAAGGAGAAAAAGAAAACAUUGGAAACUUCAUCAUCUGAAGUGUUGAAAAUGUCUGGAUCAAGAAAUAAAUUUCGAUUUAUAAAGCUUCGUACAGACCUGAACAUUGAGCCGAACAACAAGCAGAACAACGAACCGAACGGCAAACAGAACGGCAAAUGGCGUUUUUUGAUUUCGACGAUCCGAACAACAAACGGAACGUUCGUGCUGUUCCCAUAA